This is a messenger RNA of Sphaeramia orbicularis (orbiculate cardinalfish), 2952 nucleotides long. It is a transcript of the gene rubcnl, whose product is annotated as rubicon like autophagy enhancer. Gene Ontology annotation, biological process: autophagosome-endosome fusion; autophagosome-lysosome fusion; autophagosome maturation. Bases 76 to 2067 code for a protein of 663 amino acids. The record is from RefSeq and is a predicted model, not a curated record. The transcript has 17 exons. Gene Ontology annotation, molecular function: phosphatidylinositol phosphate binding. Gene Ontology annotation, cellular component: intracellular membrane-bounded organelle; autophagosome membrane. NCBI's taxonomy places the organism in Eukaryota, Metazoa, Chordata, Actinopteri, Kurtiformes, Apogonidae.
ACAAACUCAUUUUCAUUUGGAGGAUGAAUACGUUCAGUGUGUUCGACCUCUGACAGCGUUCUUCACAGCUGCAGGAUGCUGGAGGACGUCAUGUCUUCGUCCGUCCACAGACCCAGAGUCAGCUGGUGUGUGGACUCAACACCGUCUCAAACAAUGACAGAAACCAGUGGAAAACUGAAGAAUGCAGCAUUUUCCCAUCAACCCAUGAGGACCAAUCAGGAGGCUCCGUCCCAGAUCCCCCUCAUCCAGCUGAACCCAGAGGUUGAUGGUCCGACGCUGGAGGGGCAGGAUGAAGGCUUCCACCUGUCCAGGAGCAGUCCGGUCAUCUCCAGACGCCACAGGCCUGUUUCCUGGAUCGGAGGGGUCGACGAUUCAACGACGUCAAUGAGUCCUGUCUCUGGUUUUUCACCCCCUUCCUCUGAUUCUCUGGGUCCAUGUGAACGACUGAUUGACGACGCCGUGGAGGAUCUGGGCUCUUCUCCAGUCCAGGAAAACAAACAGCAGCACCAUCCGUUCAGGGAAACACAGGAAGUGUGUGGAGAACACAAGGGGUGGAGUCACACCGGCUCUAACAACACAUCAGGUUUCAGCUUCUCGACCCAACGCUGCCAAGACAGGAGGUCCAGCGGUAUCCCAGAAUUCCCUGCAGACAUAUUUAAAUCCAGCUGUGAGCUGGAAAAGGAGAACGCUCAUUUCGUGGUGGUGGACUUGGUUCUGGAGGUGCUGGAAGGGGUUAAAUCUACCAAGAGCUUCAACAGGUGGUUUUCAAACAUGAACAGAAAAGCAAAUAAUAAAGAACGCUGUGGAAAAACACCCUGGAGUUCAGAGGAUACACUGAGAUGGAAGGGAGGUGGAGCUGAGAAACACAAAACCAGAGUCAGAGGAGGAGACUUCAGGACUACACACAGAAAAACACACAGUUCUGAAGGAUCUGGAAAACAGCUGCACAUACAGGAUGAAGAAGAAGAGGAAGAAGAAGAAGAGGAAGAGUGGGAGCCAGGGACUAAUGAAGCUGAGCAUCAACCAAAAACAUUCUCCGUCCUCUCCAAUGACAGCGGAUUUGAAGAUUAUGCAGAUUCCAACCUGCUGACACACAGACAAGCUCCCAUAAGUGCAGAGUGGCUGGCGCAGCAGCUGGUGUUGGAGUUCAAGAGGAACUGGUUUCCAUCUCGUCAGCUUCGGCGAGAUCGACUGAGUCUGCGCAGUUCACUACAGGAGCUGCCUGGUACUGGAGGUGUGGUUUGCACUGGGAGUCUGACUGAGGAGAUCCGACAGAGGACCAGGAUGAGAGGAACCCUGAGCUGGACCCCCCCACGUUUCCAGAUCAUCUGCAGUGUUCAACCGACACACAGACGCAGUGCGGUGGUGGCCUUACAGCAGUUCCUGUGUGCAGGCUGUGGGACGGAGGUGGAGCCCAGAUACAUCAAGAAACUGCGCUACUGUGAAUAUCUGGGCAGGUAUUUCUGCGACUGCUGCCACAGUGGUUCGGAGGCCGUCAUCCCCGGUCGGGUUUUGUCCUGUUGGGACUUCAGCAGACAUCCUGUGAGUGAUUUCUCCAAACAGCUGUUGGACUCAGUUUGGCAUCAGCCGCUGUUCGACCUCACCUGUGUGGGAAAAACUCUGUACAACCAGGUGAAAGAACUCAACAGGUUCAGGGAUCUCCGGGAACAGCUGCUGUUCAUUAAGAAGCUGCUGAAAGCCUGUCGACUAUCUGAAGGGGUGUAUAAACAGUUUGAGCGUCUUCCUGUCCACCUGACGGAGCAGCCCCACCUUUUCUCCAUGGACGACCUGCUGAAGGUGAAGAAGGGUCAGCUGGUGGCCCAGGCCCGAGCCCUGGUCCAGUCUACGGUCCAACAUGUGCAGAACUGUGAACUUUGUCUCGCCCGAGGUUUUAUCUGUGAAUUUUGCCGCGAGAGAGACAUCAUCUUUCCUUUUCAGAGCGACAUCUGCAAACGCUGUCCAGUCUGUAAGGCCUGUUUCCACAAACACUGUUUUAUGGAGAAGAAGUGUCCCAAAUGUGCUCGGAUCCAAACCAGAAGGAAACGAACAGACGGACCAGUGAAGUGACAGCUGAAGGCCAUCAUCAUCAUCACCAUCACUGAUACAAGAUCACCUGGUGGAGGCGGGGCAAGGGGCGGGGCUUCCUGGAAUGUUUUCCCAUAACGUCCUGUGUCUUCAACUUUAUAUUUGAGCAAGAAAUCUGUCUGUGCAGCCUUUAUUUAUAAUAUGUCCCAGUACACACACUGGAACCAUAGAUACCAGACAUGUGACAUACUUUUUUUUUUUUGUAGAACUUAAAUCUUCAGGAAUCUGAUAGAAAAACCCUGAAGAUGUUUAAAACGUCAGACUUUUAUACUACCUUUGAGUUUUUUACUGAAACAAAGAGACCAAGAAACACAUGAUUUUAGAUCAAUUUAAGGUACAGUCAUAAAUAUACGGUCUUGAUUAUAAGUUUAACUAAUAAGUUCUAUUAUUAAAAGUGUAAUUUUAAUUAAGAUUAUGCAGAUGUCGAUCAUCAUUCAUCAAUCAAAUUUUUAAAAAAAUAUAAUUUCUUAUCAUGAGAUUAGAGCUAAAUGUUUUUCAUGCCUCCAGUAUCAACAUUCACCUCAAGUCAUUCAUUCAUCUGAUGCCGUUUGUUUUAGUUUAACAAAACUAUCUCAGUUUGAUCCAAAUUUAAAAAAAAAAAAAUAUAUAUAUAUAUAUAUAUAUAUAUAUAUAUAUAUAUAAUUGUAUCUAAUUUUUACUGCUUUUUAUACUGCUCAUCUGACCUGUACGAUGCCAAAUGAAAUUUUAUUGUAUCAUAUGUAGAAUGACAAAUAAAGCUUCUUAUUCUUAUUCUUAAAAUGUGAACCUGCUGAUACAUUUAAUAUUUAUUUUUGUACAUCACGAGGUCAAUAUUUCUAUGUAAGUGUAAUAAAAUGUUUUGUAAAUGUCUGCCAUAAAUACAACUAA